CUUCUGCUCGGCACAAUCUCACCUCCCGUCUCUGCAUUAUACAACAACAACAACAACAACCGAGCCAAUCUCUCCACUCAUCCAGCACUCUGCUCUCAGCCCCUCGACUCCUCACCACCACCGGGACGGCAAGCAGCCGCUCUCCUAUCCAAACCCCCGACCAACCCGCCUCAGCCCUCCCUCCAAUAACCCCGAAACAUCAACAAAAAGCAAAAAUGCUCUCCCGCGCGGCGCGCCCAGCCCUCCAAACAACCCUCCCCGUCCUCCGCGCCCGCUCCGCCCGCAACUUCUCGGUACUGCGGAGUCUACGCAGCCUCGGCCGCGCCAUGGAGCCGCACCCCUUUGAGCGCCUGCCGGUCGCCAGCCGCCCGGCGCCCGCCGACUGGGGCCGCCUGGCGCGGCGGGCUGGUAACCAGGCUGUUCUGUUCUUCCCUUUGGGAGUGGUGCUGCUUGGGUGGCCGUAUGUGGGGAAGGUCCUGCUGGAUGGGAGGAUCUAAGCGGUGGGUGAUAUUGGGAGAUGGAUUCAUCAGGGUUGGUUGGGCAUAUACAUUUCUGGAUAAGGUGGCUGGCGUUUGUUUGUUUUGAGUGUCACUGAACGGGGUUGGAUAAAGAGAAGGGCUUUUAGACUUCGAGAGGUUCUCCAUCCGCCAGGCCAGUCGAGCCUGCGGUCGACAUUGCGAUCUGGGUGAGACAGAUUCCAGUUGGCAAUAAAAACACAAGCAUGAAAUUGGCAAAAA
Thermothielavioides terrestris NRRL 8126 is the source of this 737-nucleotide messenger RNA. RefSeq lists its product as uncharacterized. Lineage: Eukaryota; Fungi; Ascomycota; Sordariomycetes; Sordariales; Chaetomiaceae. Bases 216 to 497 code for a protein of 93 amino acids. The transcript is spliced from 2 exons. The record is from RefSeq and is a predicted model, not a curated record.